AUGGAAACAUGUACGAUCCAAACAGAUGGGUCAACCAUGAAGAAAGUGGGAGGAGCAGGAGUAGUUCUUAUAUCUCCAGAAGGAGAAACGUUGAAAUAUGCAGUCAAAUUGCAAUUCCCAACAACAAAUAACGAGGUAGAAUACAAAGCACUGCUAACAGUGCUAAGUCUAGCAAAAGCUCUAGGAGCAAAGAGACUUAUCGUCCAAGUUGAUUCUCAGCUAAGAAUUGGACAUGUGAAGGGAGAUUACGAAGCCAAAGAAGAAAGAAUGCAUAAGUACUUGAAGAUCAUCCAACAACUAUCACAACAUUUUGACAGCCUAGACUUUGUGCAAAUCCCUCAGGCCAAAAAUGCAAAAGCUAACUUCCUAGCAAGAUUGGCCUCGUCAAAUGACUACAAUGCAACCUUCGAACUAUGUAUAGAGAUAAGGGGGCAACCAAGCACAGAAGGUGAGCAAGCUCUGAAGAGAAAAGAACAAGACGAGUGGAUGACUCUCAUCAUCCUUUACUUAAAAGAAGGAUGGCUCCCUAAAGAUAAGGCAAAAGUAAGGAAGAUACAGAUCAGGACAGCCCGCUUCGUCAUCAUUGAUGACGUGCUGUACAGACGAGGAUAUUCACUCCCCUAUCUAAGAUGUGCCAGCUCAAAAGAAGCAGAUUAUGUGCCCCUCGAGAUAUAUGAGGGAAUCUGUGGAAAUCACACUGAAGUAAGAUCUUUAGCAGGAAAGGCACUCAGAGCAGGAUAUUACUGGCCAACUUUACAGAAGGACGCAUGCGACAUCUUCAGAGCAUGUGAUAAGUGUCAACGCUUCGCAAAUGUCCAGACGAGACCAGGAGAGACAAUCACACCCAUAUCUUCACCAUGGCCCUUCGCCCAAUGGGGAAUUGACAUUAUAGGCCCAUUCCUUUUAAGGAAGAAGCAACUCAGAUUUAUAAUCGUCGCAAUUGAUUACUUCACAAAAUGGGUAAAAGCAAAACUAGUGACAACGAUAACAAAGGCUAAAGUCAUAAGCUUUGUAUGGAAAAACAUCAUUUGCAGGUUUGGAGUCACACAUGUCAUAAUAUUAGACAAUGGAAAGCAGUUUGACAAUCCCAAGUUUCAAAAAUUUUGUCAAGACUUAGGAGUCAAGAACCACUAUUCUUCUCCAAGACACCCUCAAGCCAAUGGCCAGAUAGAAGUAAUGAAUAGAAGCUUGCUUAAAAUUAUCAAAACUUGGCUUCAAGGGGCAAAAAGGGUAUGGCCUGAGGAACUACAAAAUGUCCUUUGGGCAUAUAGGACAACCAUAAGAGUUCCAACAGGAGAAACACCAUUUAGACUAACAUUUGGCACUGAGGCCAUCAUACCAGUGGAAAUAGGACUGACGAGCUUCCAAGUCAAAACUUAUGAAGAUCAGAAGAACCAGCAAGAGCUCAACGACAACCUGGACCUAAUUGAUGAAGUAAGAGAAGAAGCUAUGAAGCAAAUGGCCUAA
Messenger RNA from Quercus lobata, 1467 nucleotides. RefSeq lists its product as uncharacterized. Gene Ontology annotation, biological process: DNA integration. Bases 1 to 1467 code for a protein of 488 amino acids. NCBI's taxonomy places the organism in Eukaryota, Viridiplantae, Streptophyta, Magnoliopsida, Fagales, Fagaceae. The record is from RefSeq and is a predicted model, not a curated record. Gene Ontology annotation, molecular function: nucleic acid binding; RNA-DNA hybrid ribonuclease activity. The transcript has a single exon.